AUGUCUGGCCGUGGAAACCAGGGCGGCAAAGCCAAGGGAAAGGCGAAGUCUCGCUCGUCCAGGGCCGGCUUGCAGUUCCCUGUGGGUCGAGUGCACCGCCUGCUCCGCAAAGGGCACUACGCGGCGCGCGUGGGAGCCGAAGCCCCUGUCUACACGGCGGCGGUGCUGGAGUACCUGACCGCCGAGAUCCUGGAGCUGGCCGGCAACGCGGCGCGGGACAACAAGAAGGCGCGCAUCGUCCCUCGGCACCUGCAGCUGGCCGUCCGCAACGACCAGGAGCUGAACAACCUGCUGGCCAAAGCCACCAUCUCCCAGGGCGGCGUCCUGCCCAACAUCCAGGCGGUACUACUGCCGUAGAAAACGUGAGAGCCACAAAGUAAAGGCCCAGUAACAAUCAGACC
Molecule: messenger RNA, 401 nt
Organism: Lacerta agilis (Sand lizard)
Lineage: Eukaryota; Metazoa; Chordata; Lepidosauria; Squamata; Lacertidae
Product: histone H2A type 2-C-like
Exons: 1
Coding region: 1-357 (118 amino acids)
Cellular component (GO): nucleosome
Molecular function (GO): structural constituent of chromatin; protein heterodimerization activity; DNA binding
Source: RefSeq, a predicted model, not a curated record